Molecule: messenger RNA, 2694 nt
Organism: Spodoptera litura
Lineage: Eukaryota; Metazoa; Arthropoda; Insecta; Lepidoptera; Noctuidae
Gene: NijA
Product: Ninjurin A
Biological process (GO): cell adhesion; tissue regeneration
Cellular component (GO): membrane
Source: RefSeq, a predicted model, not a curated record
CUAGUUGACGGCCAGUGUUAAACGGAACGUUGUGUAGAACAAACGUGCGCGCGCGCUCUCAUCUUAAUUAAAUUGAUCGAAGCAAUUAAACAUUAACAAAAAAAGUCUUUAUAAAUUAACUCAGUAAUUUUUAUUGUUGUGAACAAUGGCUAACGAUCUCGUGAAAUUGAAAAUUGUGAAUGAGAAUGAGAAAAGUGUCGAUCGGAGUUUGAACGACGAGGUCGAGAUGAUUUUUGGAAGAGGACCGGCGCCGGCGCUUAAUGACAAGAGUGCAAUCAUUAGCAAUGGCAACCUAAUCGACAAAGAACGAGGAAACACAGAGUUUCAUGGCAACAACAACAUGGGCGAGACUGACCUAGGACACCCUAGACAGCCACUCUUGGAGAGAAGAGGUGGGCAGCUACCUCCUCUAGCUGGUCCUGAAACUGACGAGCUAGAUGGAGACCCACCGAAGGACGCCGCUCCGUUCCCUGGCGCCGACACCAGUUUGUUGCAUCCUGGGGAUAAGAAGCCUGGCGACCAUGAUCAUGAUGACAGUGACCGCCACUCGGAGUUGGACCCCAGCGACAAACGCUCGAUGUAUGGCGACGAUGCUGUCACUGACGGUAAAUGGUCUUCGGGGCAUGACGAGACUGACCAUCCUUACGACGUCAACGAGCUUGCAGCAAGAUUCGGCGACUCCCGGCCUGUGUCACCCUUCUCUGCUAUCGCUCUCCCCGACGUGAACGUGAACACAUACCAGCAAAAGAAGAACCUGGCGCAGGGUAUGAUGGACCUGGCGCUGCUGUCUGCCAACGCCAACCAGCUGCGCUACGUGCUGGAGUCUGCCAACACGCACCCCUACUACUACCCCAGCCUCACCUUCAUCUCACUCAGUAUUAUCUUCCAAAUCAUUGUCGGCGUUGGCCUCAUCAUGAACAGUCGGUACGACGUGAACGACCAGAAGGAGCGCUGCAAGGCGGACAAAAUAAAUAACAUGACAGUGAUCGGCAUCUUCCUCAUCACCAUCGUCAAUGUGUUCAUCACCUCGUUCAGCGUCGCCACUCAGACUCCUGUCGUUACCGUAGGCACUUCCACCGCGCAACAAGCUGUAUAGCCCACACAGUCCCUACGUAGUGAGUGGUAGCUCACUGUAGUCAGUCAUUUUGGAGUAAAUGCCAAACUUAGCAGACCAUGCCUUAGUAACUGACCAAUUUUUGUUUUGGUCAUCUUAUAAGUAAAUGGUGUAAAUUCAAAACUCGCUUCGAUUUUUAUGAGAAGUGUUUCUUUUAUUUGAAUUUCUCAAAAACACUAAAGCAAAACUUGUUCAGUUUCAUGGUCUGAAAUAACACUUGCUAGAUCUUCCCUUAAUCCCUUUCUCGUUACAGCUAGGGUUUUAUUAAAACUGUCUGAAAGAAUCUACAAAGUAUUCAAGUACUUAAAUUAUUGCAUUUAUAGAAAUUAAACUACUCAUUUUGCUCAAUUUCCCGGCUACGUUCAAUUCAAUUAUUUGUAUAAAGUUAGUUAAGUAAGGCAAAAUCAUGUAAAUACCUAAUUAUUUUUAACUAAGAUGUUUAAUUAUCAAUGCAUUUAAAUUACAACAAACUAUAAUGAAGUUUAAGAAACUGCGGAUCUGAUUGCUUACACGCUUAAGAGUUUAGUUUGCUUUUCUUUUUAUAGUCAAGUACCUACCUAUUCAUAGUCAUAAUAAAUUAAGUUCCCACACUGAAUAUUCACAUUGUGUAUAUUACCGACCAAUAUGAUUUGAGGCCAAAGUAGUAUGACCUAGGCUAAACCAGUCCAAGGCGACGGAACCCCGCUGAACGGGGCUUCUAUUCCACCACCCUCAGGGUUUGAAGCUAACCUAACCUAACGAAUGACAUGACAAUAUGCCAUUUAUACCUAUGCACCCAUGUCGGGUUCACCUAUCUUCUGCUUGAGGUUUCGCCUAGGCCACGCUAGCUUGUCCUGAAAUCGGGUUUGGUCGGUUGCCUAUCUACUAAUCAUUGAAUACCGCACUAUGGGACCAAAUCCCUUAAAACUGUUGUAUUUUUGAAUUUUAUUCAUUAAAAAUAAAUUGUUCAUCACAAAUCCCAUACGAAAUCGUAUGUUGCAUAAGAACCCAUCUAUUGUAUAAUUGUAUGCAAGUAGUUAUGGAGGUAAUGGAAUGCUAAGAUAAUCUCACUUAUGAAUUCUCGUUUCAUUGCACAAAAUGAUAGAUGAGAUUGCAUAGCCAAGUGCAAUAACUUAUUCCUCGUGUCAUAUUCACACAUCUGUAUGUGUACAAAAGAUCUUAUAAAAAUAAGACUGAUUUAUCAUUUGCAUUAGAUUUUGUACCUAGUUGUAAUAAAAAAAAUAUUUUAAUUCUCAUGAAAUCCAGCUAAUCUCAUAUUAUGAUAAUAAUAUUUUAAGCGCAUGCAUGCGGUAUAACGUUACCAAUAGACCUAAGUAUUUAUUUAGUUUUGUACAUAAAAAUAAAAUUUAUUGUAAGUUACUCAUGCAGUUUUAUUUACAAAUGUAUAAAAUAAUCUUAUUUGUGUGUAUAGUGUUCAGUUAUUUCAGAGUACUGCAUUCCAUUUAAUUUUAAACCGACCUCUAAAAAGGAGCUUCUCAAUGUGACCUGUAAACGUAUGUAUGUAUGUAUGUGCGCGAUUAUCUCGCCAUUGGCUGAACCGAUUUUAAUGCGGUUUAAAAGAUACGUGUUUAAAAGAUAGG